GUUACUAUGCCCGGGUACAAGGGGUCAAUCACCUGCUCAAUGCUUUCCUCAAGAAGACAGAGUGCCAAUGUCAGAUAAUCAAUCUCGGGGCCGGUCUGGACACAACCUUCUGGAGAUUAAAGGAUGAAAAUCUUCUCCCAAAGAAGUAUUUUGAAGUCGACUUCCCUGCAAUAGUUGCCAGAAAACUAUAUAACAUAAAAUCAAAACCACCGCUGUCUAAGCCCAUCAUGGAAUCCCAUUCUGGAGAGUCUCUGCUUAUAGAUUCCCACAGCCUGGACUCUUCGCACUACUCCAUAAUCGGCGCAGACCUGCGAAACUUAAAGGACAUGGAGGAGAACCUGAAGAAAUUUGGCAUGGACCCACAACUGCCGACUCUUCUUAUGGCUGAAUGUGUCUUGGUUUAUAUGACUGUGGAGCAUUCUGGAAGUUUACUAAAGUGGGCGGCCAGCACAUUCCCCACCGCCAUGUUUAUAAACUAUGAACAGGUGAACAUGGCCGAUCGCUUUGGACAGAUUAUGGUGGAGAACCUGCAGAGGAGGCGGUGUAACCUAGCCGGGGUAGAGGCCUGCCAAUCGCUGCAGUCCCAGACAGAGAGAUUACUGUGUAAUGGCUGGGAGGCGGCCGACGCCUGGGACAUGAUCAAGGUGUACAGUAGUCUUCCCCGAGCCGACGUUGUGCGGAUCGAGAAACUGGAAUUUUUAGAUGAGAAGGAAUUAUUGGAACAACUGCUCCUCCAUUACUGCAUCAGCUGGGCGACUAAGGAUUCUCUAAACCUAGGCCUUGCAGAAAUCACAUUUUGAUCAUGCGCUGAAACGCGGAUACUGCCCUGAUGGAUCCCGGACGCUUGAAUAUCUGAACUUGUUUAAAAACACAUAGGAGGAAUUCUCGAAAUUCAGCUGAGAAGGUGACCCCCAGGCCCCCACCCUGAUCCCUUGCAUUGACCUAUCCUGAUCUAAUCCGAUUGCACUGAUGUUUGUGGAGUUUUAAAUAAAUAGCAAAUCUCUUUGAACGUUUUAUACAUUAAAGAGUUAAUCCUUG
Molecule: messenger RNA, 1038 nt
Organism: Hyla sarda
Lineage: Eukaryota; Metazoa; Chordata; Amphibia; Anura; Hylidae
Gene: LCMT1
Product: leucine carboxyl methyltransferase 1
Biological process (GO): C-terminal protein methylation
Cellular component (GO): cytosol
Molecular function (GO): protein C-terminal leucine carboxyl O-methyltransferase activity
Source: RefSeq, a predicted model, not a curated record